Fasciola hepatica (liver fluke) is the source of this 534-nucleotide messenger RNA. The record is from the annotation of a GenBank genome assembly. Lineage: Eukaryota; Metazoa; Platyhelminthes; Trematoda; Plagiorchiida; Fasciolidae.
AUGUGUGAUCAUGUGGAGCAAAACGAACUGAAAAUCGGUAUACCAGUAUCAGUUCUGGUACGACAAUUACUACUGUGCACAACAAACGUAUCGUUCUCCUUCCUUGGUUGGGCUUACAGACAAAUUGACGGUGUCGCAAUCGGAACUCCAUUGAGCCCCAUUCUGGCACAUAUGUUUUUGGCUCAUCUUGAGGAAAAGGCGAGCAAAAUCCUCGAACGUUCACAACUUUACAAACGAUACGUUGAUCAUGUUCUAGUCAUCACAAUAAGUCUAGAAGAGACAACAUGGAUUAUGGAUAAACUCGAUCGCCUGCAUCCGAAUAUACGAUUUACGAUGGAAACAGAAAUCGAAGAUACACUGCACUUCCUCGACAUUAAAAUGACUAGGAAUAAUGAUGGAACAAUGGCCAGAUCUGUUUACCGAAAAGAAACUUGGACAGGCCAAUGCUUGCAAUUUGACAGCUUUGUGUCUGUGGAAUAUGAACGUGGUCUGGUCCGAACACAAUUUCAAACAGCACGACAUAUCUGCACAUAA